CCUUGACUUCCUACGAGAGGUGAUUCCGGAUAAGUAAACGCAGGCACAACCUGGGAGGUCGCCAAAAUUUCUGAAUUGAAGGGGUGAUUUUUCGCCAUGGGGAUCAUACCAGAUGAGGGAAAGGCUCUCCCUCCUCCCGGAGUCGUCAACAGGAACUCGCUGUGGCUGGCCGGUGUAGGCUGGUUCUCCGCGAUGCUUCAUAAUGGCAUCAACCACAGGCCGCCGCUAAAAUCAGGUGUUCAUCGACAAUGCCUUCUGGCAACAAUUGGUUGGUUCAUCGGCUACCAUAUUACAAAAUAUGAAAAUUACAUUUACGCCAAACUUGACCGAGAUAUGACGGAGUAUAUCAGACUUCACCCAGAGGAUUUUGCACCAAAGGAAAAAAAGACCUUUGCAGAAAUUGUCGAGCCUUUCAUUCCUGUGCGCUAAGUGUUUGCAGCUGGUGAAGAUGCAAGAGGAAAGGAGAGAGGAAACAUUUGCAGAUUACCAUCUGUCUUGACUGGUCUUUUUGUGACAUAUUUCUGUCAUUUAUUGUGUGAUAUAUAGCUAUGUAAAUAAAAAAAAAUAUCCAA
Chelmon rostratus (copperband butterflyfish) is the source of this 572-nucleotide messenger RNA. It is a transcript of the gene ndufc2, whose product is annotated as NADH:ubiquinone oxidoreductase subunit C2. The transcript has 3 exons. The coding region runs from base 97 to 429 and encodes 110 amino acids. Gene Ontology annotation, cellular component: mitochondrial inner membrane. Gene Ontology annotation, biological process: mitochondrial electron transport, NADH to ubiquinone. The record is from RefSeq and is a predicted model, not a curated record. NCBI's taxonomy places the organism in Eukaryota, Metazoa, Chordata, Actinopteri, Chaetodontiformes, Chaetodontidae.